This is a messenger RNA of Oncorhynchus tshawytscha (Chinook salmon), 2851 nucleotides long. RefSeq names its product CDK5 and ABL1 enzyme substrate 2. Gene Ontology annotation, biological process: regulation of cell cycle. The record is from RefSeq and is a predicted model, not a curated record. Bases 438 to 1988 code for a protein of 516 amino acids. The transcript has 9 exons. Lineage: Eukaryota; Metazoa; Chordata; Actinopteri; Salmoniformes; Salmonidae.
GCGCCUGUGUAUGUGUGUAUGUGUAUGUGUGGGUGUGUGUGUGUGUGUGUGUGGUGUGUGUGAGGAUAAAUUAUCUCUCCACUUUAUCAUCCUAUAAUGAUGUUGCCUCGUAUCUGUCACAGAUAUUACCAAAUUAUUUUAGGAUUAUUGAGAAAAGAGCUUGUAUUGUCAAAUGUAAAAGCCUAUUGUCUACCGAGCUGCAGUGCAUUAUUCGCGUCCAUUUAAAAACCUAUUCAUUUUCUCAAAUUGUCUCAAAAUGUUUUGACCGGUUGCGCUCGGUUUCCUAACAAAAGCAAGAAAGACCAAUCAGCUUUCACCUUGUGCAAUACUUUUUUAUAUAUAUAUAUUAUUCGCUGUUGUCCAAUGGAAACCCUAGUGGGCGUGAAGGAUUCGUCCUGGCGCGGUGGAACGUCCUGACAGUUGACUUCUACCGGAGAAUGGCGGCUACCGCCUGCACUACGUUCACUAACACUACCAACCCGCAUAAACAACACCGUAGGAAAAGUAGAGAUUCUCGGAGGAGACAAGCAGCUCUUUUAUUCCUUAGUAACAUUUCUCUAGACGGACAGCCGGUUCAACCGUUAGACCAUGGAAACCGAGACCCCCAUAAUCGACACGGCGAGUUCCCGGUAGAUGAUAUCGGAACGACAGUGGCCGGGAUGUCAACGGCAUCUAGUAGUAGCUAUGGGAACUUCGGUAACCUACCGACGUCUGUGAGCUGUGGGGCAGUUGGGAACGUUAGCCCCGUACCGAGACUCGGGGUGAUCACUGUCCCGCCCAUCCUCGUUCUGCCUUCGGACUCGUUCAAUGAUGGGACCACGGAGUUAUUUCUGGAGAGGCGAGGAGGGUCGUUUUCAUCGCAGGGAAACCUCCUCUCUCCGUCGGGUCUCCAUCCUACUCCCCUCCGACCGCGGAAGUCGUCCACAGUGCUGUCGGUCCAGAGUUCUAGUUCGGCGAUUUCUGAAUCUGGACGGUGUCGGACUCGUAACCUGUCGGGCUCUCCCAGACCUCACCCUGUGAAGAAGGUCCACUUCAUCAAGAACAUGAGACAGUACGACACGCGGGGCAGCAGGAUCGUGUUGAUCUGUGCCAAGCGUUCUCUGUUUGCGGUGUUCUCAGUGUUGCCCUAUGGAGAGAGCGUUCACAUCAGUGACCCCAAAUUGGACAGACGUAGACAUUCAUCCGGGAACAUCUCUACCACUCUGGAGAUGCUGCCAGGUCUGGAGGGGUUUGAACAGGAACCCUACGACAAGACGGUAUCGUACGCCCAGUUUCUCUACCCGACCAAUGCUCUGGUCCGCCAGAAGACUGCCUCGGUGGACAUCACCCUGCAGGUGCCCCUCACCCUGCAGGUGCCCCUCACCCAGGUGACCCGGAACAGCAUCCCCCGAAACUAUACCCCGACUAGGCUGAACUCCAACGUGGGACUGGAUUUAGGUGUAGAUGACUUUGGAGACUAUGACCCCAACCUUCUGAGUGACCCCCAGUGGCCCUGUGGGAAACACAAGAGAGUGCUGAUCUUCGCCUCAUACAUGACGACAGUGAUAGAGUACGUGAAGCCGUCUGAUCUGAAGAAGGACAUGAACGAGACAUUUAAAGAGAAGUUUCCUCAAGUCAAGCUGACACUCAGCAAGAUCAGGAGUCUGAAAAGGGAGAUACGUACGGUGGGUGACGACUGCGGACUGCAGCCGGUCACCGUGGCGAUGGCGUUUGUUUACUUUGAGAAGCUGGUCCUCCAGGGACGACUCAACAAACGCAACAGGAAGUUGGUGUCUGCUGCCUGCGUGCUCCUCGCUGCUAAGAUCAGCAGCGACCUCAAGAAGCAGGACGUCACGCAGCUCAUAGAUAAACUGGAGGAGCGUUUCCGUAUCAGUCGGCGAGAGUUGAUCCCGUUUGAGUUCACCAUCCUUGUUGCCCUGGAGAUGGCUCUGUACCUGCCUGAGAGCACCAUCAUGCCACACUACCGACGCCUGGUGCAGCAGAACUAGGACCACGACCCCUGCACGCCCACUGGGACAGGAGCCCCACCUACUAGGACUAAAGAUUGGACAUCAAUCAAUCAAUCAAAUUUAUUUAAUUUAUUUACAUCAGCCGAUGUCACAAAGUGCUGUACAGAAACUCAGCCUAAAACCCCAAACAGCAAGCAAUGCAGGUGUAGAAGCACGGGGGUGAAGGAGAGACAAAUUAAGGAGUUUAAAGGGAGCAGAGAUGGAAAGAAAGAAGAUGAGAGAGAAAUUAAGAGAGAUGAUGUAGGUAAAGGAUUAGUUAUGUCCCGUGACACCCAUGAAACCCUUAGCACUGACCACACUCUCAUAAUCAGUAACAAUACUGGUAUUGACCCUCCCGAGAAGCAGAAACGACACCUAUGAUGUCAUCAAACCACAGCACAUCUGUUUCUACACGUUCUAAACCUGAACCUGUCCAUGCUGCCAUAUUCCCCUAGGGGGCGGUCAAGUUCAGCAGUAGCAGUGGGAUCAAGUGUGAGGUGACUUUACCACAGGGAUACCAGUUAGCAACAUGAGUCGUGACUUUACCACAGGGAUACCAGUUACUAGUUAUUAACAUGAGUUGUGACUUUACCACAGGAAUACCAGUUACUAGUUAGCAACAUGAGUUGUGACUUUACCACAGGGAUACCAGUUACUAGUUAGCAACAUGAGUCGUGACUUUACCACAGGGAUACCAGUUACUAGUUAGCAACAUGAGUCGUGACUUUACCACAAGGAUACCAGUUACUAGUUAGCAACAUGAGUUGUGACUUUACCACAGGGAUACCAGAUACUAGUUAGCAACAUGAGUCGUGACUUUACCACAGGGAUACCAGUUACUAGUUAUUAACAUGAGUUGACUU